AUGUCUGAAGCAUCGGGGGGGGACCCACACGUGCACGGGGCCCCUGGGGAACCGCUCUUUCAAGAGGAAGGCGGCGCACAGCAGCCGCUGCCACCUACGGUGCGCAGCCACCCCAUGUCUGUGUUCUUGACCCCUCAGUACCGCAACUUGACCUUGUUUGCAGCGCAGGCCGGAGAAGACGCACAGAGACAAGCCGAGGCCCUCCAGCAACUCAGGGCUCAAAGAGCAGUAGAAAAGUUUAUAAAUGAUGGCUGUAUCCUCAGGGCAGCGACCACAAGCGUUGGGGGCGGCCUACUGGGGAUUGUUCUCGGCGCCUUCUUCUUCACGAUGAAGCCUGUAGACGUUGAUAGCUCUUUGGGCCUGCGGGCGCAGCUGAGGCAGCAAUACAAAUCCUUCGUGCCAGAUGUCGCCGCGACAGCAAAAAACUUUGCAAAAAUCGGAGGCCUCUAUUCCUUGUCUGAGUGCAUAGUUGACAAGGCACGAGCAACCCACGACCUGCGUGGAGCCGUUUAUGGCGGUUGUUUGACAGGAGCCAUGUUGUCAAUCAGAGGAGGGCCUCGAGCAAUGUUUGUGGGUAGUCUGGGUUUUGGAGCCUUCGCAGCCGCCAUGGAGAUGCUCCAGCCACUCAUCGGAUUCGACAUCUGA
Eimeria mitis is the source of this 645-nucleotide messenger RNA. RefSeq names its product mitochondrial import inner membrane translocase subunit Tim17 domain-contraining protein, putative. NCBI's taxonomy places the organism in Eukaryota, Apicomplexa, Conoidasida, Eucoccidiorida, Eimeriidae. The record is from RefSeq and is a predicted model, not a curated record. Gene Ontology annotation, biological process: protein insertion into mitochondrial inner membrane. Gene Ontology annotation, molecular function: transmembrane protein transporter activity. Gene Ontology annotation, cellular component: TIM22 mitochondrial import inner membrane insertion complex. Bases 1 to 645 code for a protein of 214 amino acids. The transcript is spliced from 4 exons.